Molecule: messenger RNA, 918 nt
Organism: Vicia faba (fava bean)
Lineage: Eukaryota; Viridiplantae; Streptophyta; Magnoliopsida; Fabales; Fabaceae
Source: the annotation of a GenBank genome assembly
AUGACUAUUCUCAUUGAUCAACAUGAUUGUUUUGGAUCUGAUGUAGAGGCAAAGACAGUGAGCGAGAAUGAGACAAAACUUGUUUUGGACGGUGGAUUUGUUCUGCCACAGGGCAACUCAUUUGGUCACACUUUUAGAGAUUAUGCUGCUGAAAGUCACAGGCAAGAAGGGGUGGAGAAUUUUUAUAGAAAAAAUCACAUUUACCAAUCCUUUGAUUUUGUGAAGAAAAUGAGAGAGGAGUAUGGUAAAUUGAACAGGGUAGAAAUGAGCAUAUGGGAAUGUUGUGAACUUCUUAAUGAGGUGGUGGAUGAAAGUGAUCCUGAUUUGGAUGAACCACAAAUUUUGCAUUUGCUACAAACAGCUGAAGCCGUAAGAAAGGAUUACCCAAAUGAAGAUUGGCUCCACUUAACUGGCCUUAUCCAUGAUCUUGGCAAAGUUCUUCUCCUCCCUAGUUUUGGAGGACUUCCUCAAUGGGCUGUUGUAGGUGACACAUAUCCGGUUGGUUGCAGAUUUGAUGAAUCCAUUGUUCAUCACAAGUAUUUUAAGGAAAAUCCAGACUAUAACAACUCUGCAUACAACACUAGAUAUGGGAUUUACUCUGAGAAAUGUGGACUUAACAAUGUCAUGAUGUCAUGGGGACAUGAUGACUACAUGUAUCUAGUUGCAAAAGAGAACAAAACUACUCUUCCCUCAGCUGCUAUGUUCAUUAUAAGAUACCAUUCAUUUUAUGCAUUACAUAGGGAAGGAGCCUAUAAACACUUGAUGAAUGAUGAGGAUAUUGAAAAUCUCAAAUGGCUCCAAAUUUUCAACAAAUACGAUCUCUACAGCAAGAGCAAAGUUCGAAUUGAUGUUGAAAAAGUGAAACCAUACUAUCUUUCACUCAUUGAAAAGUAUUUCCCUGCAAAGCUGAAUUGGUGA